Molecule: messenger RNA, 909 nt
Organism: Amphiprion ocellaris (clown anemonefish)
Lineage: Eukaryota; Metazoa; Chordata; Actinopteri; Pomacentridae
Gene: stk32c
Product: serine/threonine-protein kinase 32C
Exons: 6
Coding region: 340-909 (189 amino acids)
Biological process (GO): protein phosphorylation; regulation of signal transduction; G protein-coupled receptor signaling pathway
Molecular function (GO): ATP binding; G protein-coupled receptor kinase activity; G protein-coupled receptor binding
Source: RefSeq, a predicted model, not a curated record
CAAGUCUGUCGGUGUGGCUGCGGAAGACAACUGAGCACAACCAGCACCGAGUGAUUAUUUCAGCCCACAGCUGCAAACUUAGCCAACAGUGUGUGUUUGAAACAUUUCCCGGUCCGUCGCUUCGUGUCUGCUCUCUUACCCAGCUGCUUUCUACACACUUUAACUCGCGCUGCUCAAAUUGUCGGCAGAACAAAUAACGGAGAGAACAUAUAAAGCGAGAUAACGGACACGGUUCGGGUGACAUGUAUGGAUGUUGUUUGUGUGUGUUUUGAGGAGGAGGGUGUUCAACACAGAGCUGUAGUUUCUCUUCAAGAGGCGAGGAAUGCAAUCUGAGCAUCAAUGUUUCACUGGGGCAAGUGGAAGAAGAGGAUGGGAGCCAAUAGUUCUUCAAAGAGGCCAGUUUUCGACGAAAAGGAGGAUGUAAACUUUGACCACUUCCAGAUAUUGCGUGCCAUUGGAAAGGGGAGCUUUGGGAAGGUAUGCAUUGUGCAAAAGAGGGACACUGAGAAGAUGUACGCCAUGAAGUAUAUGAACAAACAACAGUGCAUAGAGAGAGAUGAGGUCCGAAACGUCUUUAGAGAGCUUGAGAUCCUACAGGAAAUUGAACAUGUUUUUUUAGUAAAUCUCUGGUACUCGUUCCAGGAUGAGGAGGACAUGUUCAUGGUGGUGGACCUCCUGCUGGGAGGAGACCUGCGCUACCACCUGCAGCAGAAUGUCCAGUUCAGCGAGGAUGCCGUCAAACUCUACCUCUGUGAGAUGACGCUGGCACUGGACUACCUGCAGAGCCAGCACAUCAUCCAUAGAGAUGUAAAGCCAGACAAUAUCCUAUUAGAUGAGCAAGGUAAGGAUAUAAUCCAUUUGCUAUGUGUAUGGGUCCAGUUCCGCAUGAUCUGGCGUAUGGAGUCUUAA